CCAUCUUUUUGAUGUUGCUUGUUCGCCCACGUAUCUUAAUUCUCGCACGCGGAAGAUUCAACAAUAUAGCUCAACGAUGGGUUGGAUGUUGUCCAGGUGGAACGCAGGUUGUGUAUGAGGUCAAUGUAAAAUGCCGAGACAAGGAGACAGCUGAAAGAUUCUUCGGAUGGCUGGUCAAUCAAGGCCAUGUCGCGGAAGUAGUUAAGAAUGAAGGAUUCUCUUCGGCUGAGGUCUUUACGGAUGUUGAGGAUGCCCGUAAGUUGGUUGCGAGAUAUGUAGUUGACAGUGUGGAAGAUCUAGAUGCGUACUCUAGCGGACCUGGGAUAGCACUCAAGAAAGAAGGCAUUGAGAAAUUUGGUGACUCUUUUACGGCGACGAGGAGAGUUUUACGUAGCGCUCAUACGGUUUACAAGUGAGGCCGCUGUUCGAUCCGAGGCAGGGUCAUUUUUGUUUCAUGCCGCUCC
This is a messenger RNA of Perkinsus marinus ATCC 50983, 464 nucleotides long. RefSeq lists its product as hypothetical. The record is from RefSeq and is a predicted model, not a curated record. The annotation marks the transcript as partial. The transcript has 4 exons. NCBI's taxonomy places the organism in Eukaryota, Perkinsozoa, Perkinsida, Perkinsidae.